AUGUCACUAGCCGGUUACACUGGAAACCUAAACCCAACAGCUCCGGUCUUUUUACCGGCGAAUCUACAACCGAUUCCCUUCUUUAUUCCGACUACAAUCUACCUCUCUCUUCCUCUUCCUCCUCCUCAUUGUCCUUCUUUUCACUCUAUCUUCGCCGGAGCUCUACCUCCUCCUCCUCUUCCCGAUUUUCACCCGACUUCUUUUACGCCGACGAGAGCCUUGGUGCUGUUACCGGUACCCACUGACGUCACCGAGACAUCUCUUCGUCGCGAUCUAGAAGUGUUCGGCGAGGUUCGUGGAGUCCAGAUGGAGAGAGCUGACGAAGGAAUCGUGACCGUCCAUUUCUACGAUCUAAGAGACUCGCAAAGAGCGUUGAGGGAGAUACGCGACUGUCACAUGCAUCAUCACCACCACCAACGAUUCGGUUAUACGGCGGCGCGUGGCGGACUCGUCUCCGGAACAACCGUCUGGGCCCAUUUCGUGUUUCCUCAGCUCACUGCCGUUCCCGGAGGGAACAAUCAAGGGUCCCUAGUGGUUAUGAAUUUAAAACCCACCGUCUCUUCCACUACUCUCCGCCGCAUUUUCAAGCUUUACGGUGAAGUGAAGGAGCUGAGAGAGACGCCGUUCAAGAAAGAACAGAGAUUCGUCGAGUUUUUCGACGUCAGAGACGCCGCAUUAGCUCUCCGUGAGAUGGACGGAAAAUCCAUCGACGGCAAACCAAUCCUCAUCCAAUUCAGCCGUCCCGGUGGUUUAAGUAGAAAAUUCUUCCUCGCCUCUCGCUUCAACAAAAGCUUCCUCUUCAACAACCACUAUCAGCCACCGCCGCCGCCGCAUUACCAUCGCCGGCUACCAUCUCCGGCGAUAAAGGUGAAGCCAUCCACUCAACGGUACGAUCAACCAAAGACGAACAAAAACAAACGGUCUAUGAAGAAGAAGAAGAUGAAUGUUAAGGACAACGGUUGCUUCACCAUAAACGAAGACGCUAAUUUCGGCGCCGGUCGUACCACCGUGAUGAUCAGAAACAUCCCAAACAAGUACACUCACUGGAUGUUUCUGGAGAUGAUGGACACACAUUGCAACGAGUGUAACCAAAAGAUAAUCAUGGAAGGGAACAAUACGCCUAUGUCAUCUUAUGACUUCGUUUACCUUCCGAUUGAUUUCAAAUCCAAAUGCAAUUUGGGAUAUGCGUUUGUGAACAUGACAACUCCUGAAGCAGUUUUGAGACUCUACAAGGCUUUUCACAACCAACAUUGGAGCGCCUUCAAGUCUAGAAAGAUCUGUGAGGUCGCUUAUGCUCGAAUCCAGGGGAUUGAGUUGGUGAAGGAACAUUUUAGGAACUUGAGGCUUCCGGGAGUAGAAAUGGUGAAGUUAAUGCCGGUUGUCUUCUCGCCGCCGCGUGACGGGCGGUUGCUGACGGUGCCAGUCUCCAUUGGUGUUGACCUCGGGACCAAACCAGUGGAAGAUAGCUGUCACUCUAGUGAUGAGACUGAAACCGUCAUGUCUUGUUCGUCUUCCGACAAGAGUUCGGAUGGAAGUGACGGUUGUUUUCUUGGCGAGAGAAUCAAGAACGGCGGCGUUUGUUCGGAUGACGAAAGCAUAAACAGUGAUGUGUGA
Molecule: messenger RNA, 1614 nt
Organism: Microthlaspi erraticum
Lineage: Eukaryota; Viridiplantae; Streptophyta; Magnoliopsida; Brassicales; Brassicaceae
Source: the annotation of a GenBank genome assembly